ACAAACACUCUGUAACCAGAAAACUAACCACUAAAAGAAAAAAAAGCUAAUCAUUAUUGUUGAUCCAUUCAACAAACAAGUAAUUUUUCCAAAUCCAAAAUCAUAUAUUUUUUUUUUUUGAUCGAUUUUCAAUCAAUCAUUGAAGAAACAUGAAUUAUUCAUCGAUGGCCAUCUUUUUGAUCAUGAUGGCUACCAUCAUCAUGGUAAAUGCAUCAAAUGAAUCAACAACAACAGCGAAAAAACUUGGUUCCUAUUGUAAUCCAACAUUAGAUGGUUGUUCGAAUGAAACAUUAAUUUGUUAUAAUUAUCAAUGUUUAUGUAUAAAUGGUUUUGAUCAUGAAAAAAAUCAAUGUAAAAGUUUAAAUUGUCAACAAGAUCAAGAUUGUUCAAAGGAAAUUGAUCCACAUAGAAAAUGUAAUCAAACAACAUUGAAAUGUAAUGAUUGUCAAUAUGGUUGGUUUUUUCAUCCAAAACGACAACGUUGUGUAUCAUAUUUAGGACAAUCAUGUUUAAAUGAUGAUGUUGAUUAUCAAUUAAAUGAACAUGAAUUACAUAAACAAUCAUUAGUUUGUCGUAAUGGUUUAUAUGUUUGUCGACCAAAUCAUUAUCCAGAUGAACAAUGGACACAUUGUAAACAAAAACCUGAAGAUUGUCAUAGUCAUGAACGUUGUCAUAUAUUUUCUGAUUUUUAUCGUAUUUGUCAUCGUUCAAAACAUUCUGGCCGUUCACAUUGUAUUUGUAAUCCAGAUUCUCGGGAAAAUUCUCAUACAUUACAAUGUAUUUAUGUUGGACCAACAUUUUCAAGUUUUCUAAUGAUGCCUUUUUUCCUAUUACCAAUGUGUUUAAUGAUUGUUAUUAUUGCUUAUGUUGGUCAUCGUUUAUUUCGAUCAUCAUCAUCAUCAUCAUCAACACAACAUUCAUCAAAUUCUAACCGAAAUAAUCAACAAUCAACAAUGGCAUCAAGAAUAAAUCGACGUUUACGUCGUAAUAUUUCAUCACCAUCAUCAUCAUCAACAAUGCAAUUGGAUCCAACAAAAUCACCAUCAGCAUUAAAUCGUAUGAAUCAAAAUGAUUCACCACCAAGUUAUGAUGUUGUAUUACGUGAACAGCAAAGAAUUCAAGAUGAACUUUUACAACAACAACAACAUUCACAACAACAACAAGUUGGUUGUUCAACAUCAACAUCAUCAUCAUCGACAAUUCAGCCAUCAUCAACAUCGACAACGAUCAGAUGAAAAAAGAAAUU
Dermatophagoides pteronyssinus (European house dust mite) is the source of this 1246-nucleotide messenger RNA. RefSeq lists its product as uncharacterized. Lineage: Eukaryota; Metazoa; Arthropoda; Arachnida; Sarcoptiformes; Pyroglyphidae. The record is from RefSeq and is a predicted model, not a curated record.